Lycium ferocissimum is the source of this 3664-nucleotide messenger RNA. Its product is annotated as pentatricopeptide repeat-containing protein At3g03580. Bases 154 to 2829 code for a protein of 891 amino acids. The transcript has 2 exons. Gene Ontology annotation, molecular function: protein binding; RNA binding; zinc ion binding. Gene Ontology annotation, biological process: RNA modification. The record is from RefSeq and is a predicted model, not a curated record. Lineage: Eukaryota; Viridiplantae; Streptophyta; Magnoliopsida; Solanales; Solanaceae.
CCUGUCUGGUGGUAUUGGUUAAAAAAAAAAAAAAAAAAAAGUGUUCCAGAGUGAGUGGGAUUGGGGGAUGUUACAUUGACAGUCAACUCACCCAGAAUACUAUAAAAGCUGUCUGUUUCAAAAAUUCCAAAGAUCUUGUUUUUUUCCUCAUCCAUGAAGUCCAUAAAGCUUGGCAAUGUAUGCCAAAGAACCGAAUAUUACUUCCAUUCUUUGAUCUUAAAAGCAUUAUCUUCUGUUAAUAACCCAAUUGAUCUGCAUAAAGUUCAUUCCCUGAUAAUAGUUUCAGGCCAACACCAAUCAACAUUCUUCUCUGGAAAACUCAUUUCAAAAUACUCCCAAUUCAAAGACCCUGUUUCUUCAUUAACCAUUUUUCGGGUAAACUCACCUACAAAUAAUGUUUAUUUAUGGAAUACUAUCAUUAGAGCUAUGACACAUAAUGGGUUAUUUACUAAAGCAUUAGACUUUUAUACCCAAAUGAGAAAAUUAAAUGUAAAGCCUGAUAAUUAUACUUUUCCUUCUAUUAUUAACUCGUGUGGGAAUUUAUUGGAUCUUGAAAUGGGAAAAAUUGUGUAUAAUGAUGUUUUGGAGAUGGGUUUUGGAUCAGAUUUGUAUAUAUGUAAUGCUUUGAUUGAUAUGUACGCGAGGAUGAACGAAUUAGGGAAUGCGCGUGAGGUGUUUGAUAAAAUGCCUCAAAGAGAUGUGGUUUCUUGGAAUAGUUUGAUUUCGGGGUAUAGUGCGAAUGGGUAUUGGGAAGAGGUGUUAGAAGCUUUUCGGGAGGGUAGGUCAUUGGGUGUUGCUAGUGAUGCUUUUACAGUGUCUAGUGUUUUACCUGCAUUUGGGGGUUUGAUGGAGGUUGUACAGGGCCAGAUAGUUCAUGGGUUUGUGGAGAAGAGUGGUAUUAAGGGAGAUAUGAAUGUAAGUAAUGGAAUUCUUUCGAUGUACUUUAAGUUUGAGAGGUUGUUGGACUGUCAGAAAAUCUUUGAUGAGAUGAUAGUUAGAGAUAUUGUCACUUGGAAUAUCAUAAUCUGUGGGUUUUCUCACUCGGGGUUAUAUCAGGAGUCUAUCAGACUGUUUCGAGAAAUGGUUUAUGAGUAUGAGCCGGAUCUGCUUACAAUUACUUCUGUUCUGCAAGCUUGUGAACAUAUGGGGGAUUUAAGAUUUGGCAGAUAUGUUCAUGACUAUAUAUUGGAAAACAGAUACGAAUGUGACACGACCGCGUGCAAUAUUAUUAUUAACAUGUAUGCAAAAUGUGGUGAUUUGGCAGCUGCGAGGCAAGUUUUUGACAACAUGAGAAGAUGGGAUUUGGUCUCAUGGAACUCAAUGAUUAGCGGUUAUGUUGAAAACGGGUUUAAUAAAGAAGCAGUAGAUCUGUUUAAGAUAAUGAGGAUAGACUUGCAACCUGAUUCUAUCAGUUUUGUGACGCUUCUCUCUACCUGUACAAAGUUGAUGGAUGUGGAUUUUGCAAGAGAGCUCCACUGUGAUAUAAUUAAGACAGGAUAUGAUUCCGCUCUCAUUGUGGGCAAUGCUCUUCUAGAUGUGUAUGCCAAAUGUGGUGAAAUGGAGCAUUCAGUGUGGCAAUUUGAAAUCAUGAAUACUAGAGAUAUUGUAACGUGGAAUACUAUUAUUGCUGCAUGUUGCCAUUAUGAGGAAAGUUACGUAGGUUUAAAGAUGCUCAGUAGGAUGAGAAUGGAAGGAAUCAUGCCAGAUGUGGCUACCAUUUUAGGUUUGCUGCCUUUGUGUUCCUUGCUUGCUGCCAAAAGACAGGGGAAAGAGCUGCAUGGAUUCAUUAUUAGGCUCAGUUAUGAGUCACACGUCCCUGUUGGAAAUGCACUGAUCGAGAUGUACUCCAAAACUGGGAGUUUAAAGAAUGCAAUCUUGGUCUUUGGGCACAUGAGGAUUAAAGAUGUGGUGACAUGGACAGCAAUGAUCUCUGCAUAUGGAAUGUAUGGUGAAGGAAAGAAGGCUCUCAGAUCUUUUCAGCAGAUGAAGGAGAUGGGUACUGUUCCCGAUCAUAUUGUUUUUGUUGCCGUUAUAUAUGCAUGUAGCCAUUCUGGUUUGGUGAAAGAUGGUCGUACGUGCUUUAACCAAAUGAGAGAAGAAUACAACAUUGAGCCUAGGAUCGAACAUUAUGCUUGCAUGGUUGAUCUUUUUUCACGUUCUGGGCUACUGGCUGAAGCAGAGGACUUUAUCCUUUCUAUGCCGCUGCAGCCUGAUGCAAGUAUAUGGGGAUCUCUACUUAGUGCUUGUCGAGCUAGUGGAGAUACCGAAACUGCUGAACGUGUCGUAGAGCGUCUUGUUGAAUUGAACCCUGACGAUCCUGGGUAUAAUGUUCUAGCUUCCAAUGUAUAUGCCACCUUAGGGAAGUGGGACCAAGUGAGAACAAUACGAAAAUCUUUGAAAACUAGAGGACUUAGGAAAGACCCAGGAUGUAGCUGGAUUGAGAUUUGUCACAGAGUUUUUAUUUUUGGCACUGGUGAUAGGUCCUUUCAACAAUUCAAGCAAGUCAGUGAGCUCAUAGAGGACCUCAAUAGAACAAUGGAUAAGGAAGGUUAUGUUGCUGACUUAAAAUUUGUUUUGCAUGAUGUCGGUGAAGAUGAGAAGAUAAAUUUGCUCCAUGGGCAUAGUGAAAGACUUGCUAUAGCAUUUGGAUUAUUGAACACAAAAGAAGGUUCACCUUUGCAAGUGAUGAAGAAUCUCCGGGUUUGUGGGGAUUGCCACACUUGGACCAAGUAUGUGUCAAAAAUUGUUCAGAGGGAAAUACUAGUUAGAGAUGCAAAUCGCUUUCACUUGUUCAAGGAUGGGACAUGUAGCUGCAGAGACCGCUGGUGAUAAAAGUCUGUUGUCGUUGCUCAUACUCAGAAGAUGGAAAGAUCCCUGCAAUUGAGGAAAUUAAGGAUUUGUCAUUUGAAAACAAUCUGGAGGUGAGAUAUCUUUCUGCAUAUUAGAUUUGUGAGAUUCCAAGCUAUAUCUCCUGUAUUACGUUUCUACCUUUAGUUGCAGGAUUGUUGCAGUAGUCGACUUCAAAAAGAGAUGCAAAAGUAUUAAGGACCUCAGAUCUGGGCCUGUUUCUUUCUAGUGGAAUAGCUUGCCAACUUGGUCAUUUGGCAGUCGAAAAAAAGGUAUAUUACUAUAUUUCCUUUUUGGUAGGUCAAGGGUACAUUUUAUUUCUUGCUGUGAUACACCUGGUACUGGAUGUUUAAUUCAAUAGUCCAACCAUUUAAACCUCACAUAUCAGUCCACUUUAUCAUGUAUGGGUUUUUACAUACAUCAAGGAAAAGAAAUAUACCUGGUAGAUCCAUGAGCAUGAUCUUCUUUUCUGUUUAUCUUUUCAUCUGUCAAUCAUAUCUUUUUGUUGCUCCUAUUAGUCGGAUCAUGAUUCCAGAAAAACAAAAAGGCGACAUGACAAAUUAAACACCAUGAAUAGCUAAGGACCUCACGAGGUUGUGGGACUAUUAUCCAGCAAUCAAAAGCUUGAGUAUAGCCCACCUGAAUUCAAGACAUUAGUGGCAGAAGAAAAAUGAAAGUUGUCGUUAAGAUUGAUAUUUCACGUGAACUUGUGUCACUAAUUUAUUCUUUUUUUUUUAAAAAAAAAUCCUUGUUCAUUCAUUGAAUAUUUUUUUUGGUGGUAUGAAGAAUAUGGAAUAGAGGUUUGAACCAGUUCAUA